AUGUCAUACAUAAGCAGAGACGAUGCAUCCCAAGCCUUCUUGUUUCAAGUCACUCCCAACUUAGCAUCUCCCGAAGCAUGGAAAGCCCGGCCGAAAGAUCAUGGCUCUUUCUUGGAGCAGGAUGACGCACAGGCAGAGCACACAGAGCCAGGACUGCAAUGGGACUUCGCUUCUCGCGAAUGGAAAGAAAGAUAUCAAAAAAGGCAACCCAAAUGGGACUUUGAAAAAACAGGAACACCACCGAUCAUGCCUAGAUUGAAUGUUGUCUGGCAAAAGCAAACCAUAGAUCCACACCUAGGCGUCGAAAUGAUUCAACACCAAAAGACACAAACCAGGUGA
Messenger RNA from Penicillium angulare, 339 nucleotides. RefSeq lists its product as uncharacterized. The record is from RefSeq and is a predicted model, not a curated record. NCBI's taxonomy places the organism in Eukaryota, Fungi, Ascomycota, Eurotiomycetes, Eurotiales, Aspergillaceae. The transcript has a single exon. The coding region runs from base 1 to 339 and encodes 112 amino acids.